AACUUCUGUACAAAGUGGCACCAAAAAAGACGGCGCUGUGACCCUGCGGAACUAGGCGGACCGGUCAGGCAACGGCUGACGAUGUGCUAACGAGCUAGCUGGGAGCUAUCGCUGUCUAGUGUGUGUGAGGUGGAGGUGAUUUAUGUAUGACAUAGACCCAUAUUCCAGUAUAUAUUGCAUUUUAUUUUAAGUCAGCCACCUACGUGAUUUAAUUAUGCCUAGCAAGAAGAAGAAAUACAACGCCAGAUUCCCUCCGGCACGGAUUAAGAAGAUUAUGCAGACGGAUGAAGAAAUAGGCAAAGUGGCUGCAGCAGUACCUGUUAUUAUUUCGAGAGCCCUGGAGCUUUUUUUGGAAUCAUUGCUUACAAAGGCCUGUCAAGUCACCCAGUCUAGGAAUGCAAAGACGAUGACAACAUCGCAUCUAAAGCAGUGUAUUGAGCUGGAGCAACAGUUUGAUUUCUUGAAAGACCUAGUUGCCACGGUACCGGACAUGCAGGGCGAGGGGGAUGAGAACCACACGGAGGGGGGAGGAGAAAAAAUACCACGCAGGGGAAGAAAACCUGGGUCUGGUCGUAAAAAUGGUGGAGCUGGCUCCAAAAGCAAGGACAAGAAGUUGUCCGGUACAGAGUCUGAGCAAGAGGACGACUCUGAAGAAAGCGAGACUGAUGGGGACGAGGAGGACGGCUCUCAGUCCAGCACAAAUCAGCAGACCGCAUCCAAGUUCCACAGCUCAAACGCGCCCCCCCAGUACAUGCAAAUGGGCAGCAUGGCUCCCGCACAGCCAGAGGGCGGUAUGGCCUUCGCACCGCCUCCCCCUGCCCCCGGGCCACACAAAAACGAGGAGGACGACGACGACGACGAAGACUAUGACUCUUAGCUCCCUCCUCUUCCUCCCACACACACAGACACACGUACCCCUUCCCACAUUAUUUUCAAUUUGCUUUCAAGUUGUUGCGGCGGCGGCUGCUUCUUGCAGAGGAGGGAAAGACUCUUCAUCACCCCGGAUGCAAAAAGACGCCAUUGCAGGACUCACAAAACUGGUUGUACAUUGUGUUUUAAUUUUAUUUCCUUUUUUAAAAAAGACGUUUUUUUUCGUCGAAUGAGGAUGUUUUUUAAUGAGUCAGUUCAAUUUUGACUAUAAAAAAAAAAUGGCAGUCACUCUUUUUGCCGUGAGGCCCCCGCAGACCGGAUAGGUGUAGUUUGUGUUGCUUUGUAGCUUUUUUUUCUUCUUCUUUUGGCACUUUUCUUUCUUCCCCAUUCAUUCACUAUAGACUCACGAAGGGAACAAACAAGUUGGAAAAUGUCUCCUGUUAGUGGCAGAGCGGGCCGUGAGCCGGCCUCUGAUACUCACUCGCAGGCUGGGAGGAGUUCCAUUGCCUGGAAGUAGUGCCGUUGGGACGUGUACUUCCCGGCUUUGUCUGUCAAAUCAGUCCGGCUGUAACAUAAACAAGGAAGCAGGUGUAUUUUUACUGAAGGUUAGCUAAACCACAGCUUUCUGGAACUGGUUUUCUACUUUUAAUUCACGUUUUUAUCAAGAGAACUAUAAACCUCUACGACCACAGCCAUGAAGUCAACCAUAUCAGCGGUUUAAUCAUUACAUCUACACUUCUUUUUGUUUUUCACAUUGUCAGGGGUCAGUUGCUCUGGCAGUUGGCUUUUGUAU
Pungitius pungitius (ninespine stickleback) is the source of this 1663-nucleotide messenger RNA. It is a transcript of the gene drap1, whose product is annotated as DR1-associated protein 1 (negative cofactor 2 alpha). Gene Ontology annotation, cellular component: nucleus; negative cofactor 2 complex. Gene Ontology annotation, biological process: transcription by RNA polymerase II. The transcript has 7 exons. Gene Ontology annotation, molecular function: protein heterodimerization activity; RNA polymerase II general transcription initiation factor activity; core promoter sequence-specific DNA binding. The record is from RefSeq and is a predicted model, not a curated record. NCBI's taxonomy places the organism in Eukaryota, Metazoa, Chordata, Actinopteri, Perciformes, Gasterosteidae. Bases 215 to 877 code for a protein of 220 amino acids.